Messenger RNA from Ornithodoros turicata, 1272 nucleotides. RefSeq names its product putative nuclease HARBI1. The record is from RefSeq and is a predicted model, not a curated record. NCBI's taxonomy places the organism in Eukaryota, Metazoa, Arthropoda, Arachnida, Ixodida, Argasidae. Bases 6 to 1136 code for a protein of 376 amino acids. The transcript has 3 exons.
CCAAGAUGGCGGCUUCGGGGAACGACACAACGCAGAGAGUCUCCGCGUUCGAGUUUGCGACUCACGCGUGUGAUCUUGUGUUUGGUGACGCAUACUAUUUGCCGAGAGUCCCACGACCAUCUCUCCGUGACCGCGGAAAUCAAAUGGAGGCCUACAGCGACGCGCAGUUCCUUGUACGGUACCGCUUCACCAAGCAGACUGUGCGAGAGCUGCUCGCGAUGGUGCCUCUUCAUGCAAGCAGCGACAACAGGGGGUUGACGCUCCCCCCUAUGCUGCAGCUGCUUAUUACGUUGCGGUUUUACGGAUCCGGGACGUUCCAGGUUGUUGCUGGGGAUCUCGUCAACGUGUCACAGCCCACAGUGUUUCGCACCGUCGAUGCUGUGACGCGGCUGAUUGCCAGACACCUCUUCCGAGACCUGGUUCAUUUCCCGAGGGCCUCUGAAUACAGCGAGGUUAUGAAGGACUUUUAUGAGAUUGCAAGGUUUCCUGGAGUGACGGGGUGCAUCGACUGUACACAUGUGAGAGUUAAAAGCCCCGGCGGUGACGACGCAGAAGUGUAUCGAAACCGAAAAGGUGUUUUCUCAAUCAAUGUGCAGGCGAUCACCGGUCCCCAACUCCAGUUUUUCAAUCUGGUGGCGAGCUGGCCAGGGUCUGUCCAUGACAGCCGCAUUUUUGACAACUCUCGCGCACGAGUUUUGUACGAAGAGCACCGGGUGCCUGGACUGCUGCUAGGGGACAUGGGCUAUGCCUGUUUCCCCUUCCUCAUGACCCCCCUGGCAGAUCCUGGACCAAAAGACACACCACGAGGCAGGUACAACAAAGCUUAUAUAAAGACACGCAACAGCGUGGAAAGGGCAUUUGGCGUUUGGAAGCGCCGCUUCCCCUGCCUCGACAUGCGAUUGCAGCACAAGCCUCGUCGUGCCAUUCGCAUCAUUACAGCUUGUGCUGCGUUACAUAACCUGGGACGCCUCAGGAAGGAGCCAGACCCUCCCUGUUCAACAGCACUCCGCCGGACACGCAGCUCCAGGACUCCGAGAACUAGGCAGCCUGCACACCUUCCUCCUGUGAAUGCUGUACAGGACUCCAUGACUGGCACACGUGCAAGGGAGAUUCUCAUCCAGAGAUGUUUCUCUUAGCUUUCCUUAAUUAACUAGAAGAACCGAGGCAACUUCUCAGUUUACAUUAUGUACAUUAUACACAAGAUUUAUUAAUUCUCAUCAGCCUGUAAUUUGUUUAACUUCAGAAGCUCUGCUUCUUUCUUAAUCCUCAAAA